Messenger RNA from Lachnellula hyalina, 486 nucleotides. Its product is annotated as Centromere protein V. Bases 1 to 486 code for a protein of 161 amino acids. Gene Ontology annotation, molecular function: carbon-sulfur lyase activity. The transcript has 3 exons. Lineage: Eukaryota; Fungi; Ascomycota; Leotiomycetes; Helotiales; Lachnaceae. The record is from RefSeq and is a predicted model, not a curated record.
AUGGCGUCUAGCCUCAACCCCUCCUUUUGCAAUGCCGCACCCCUAGAUUUCGCACACAUAACUGUCGUUGAAGAAACGCCAAAAUCAGAGCAUACCUCCCACACUGGCGCUUGCCAUUGCGGCACAGUCAAGUUCAACGUCACGCUCAAGUACCCUUUCCCCAAAUAUCCUGUCAAUGCAUGCAGCUGUUCGGUUUGCAUUCGGAAUGGGUAUCUAUUUGUGUAUCCAAAGAGGAGUGACUUCGAGAUUACUCAAGGAUACGAGGAUUUGACCUCUUACACAUUCAAUACUUGCACGCGAUUCCACAAAUUCUGUAAGACAUGCGGUUCUAGCAUAUUGAUUGAUUUUCGGCUUGCGGAGCAGGGGGAGACGGAUCCGAGGAAAGAUAUCCUGGCUCUUAAUGUGAGGAAUUUCAAGGACAUCGAUCUGGAUACACUGCAGUAUACGUACUUUGAUGGAAAAAGGCUUAUUCCUUCGAACGAAUAA